AGAGUAGCGACGGCUCAAGACCUGAACUUUGUGGGUAUCACAGUGGCGGGACGGUGGUGCCGGUGCGUAACUCUGGAGCUGCCUUCCCUUAUGUUGGUUCGUCAAAAUCCUAAAUAUAUCCGUCAUCACAACGGCUUUUACCAAUGUAUCUCUCUACAAACGUUUGUAAUUCCAAACCCUUGAUUUACAGAAUUGUUUGUGAUACUGAUUUUUGUGCUUCUAAAAAGAGUUUGGAUUAUACACCAAAAGAAAGAAGGAAGGAAAUUUGGAGAUAUAUGUCGCCUGAUGCUCAAAUCUUAAUGCCAGAGGUGAAACAACACGAGGAAGACAAUGGUGAGCAGAAGAACUCAUCCCUGUCAUCAUCAUCAGAUCAACAAUCCCUACAUGAAGAACAGCAUGUUAAGAAAAAAGAUUCAUCCAUAUCAGCGCCUGCUCUAGACUUUACAUUAGAUGAGCAGCAACAUAGUCUAGCUGUAUGGGCUAAAAGAUGCAUCAAAGAAGGUAAGAUUGAUCAAAUCAUUGAUCCAUGUUUAAAGGGACAAACAACAGGCUUGAGUUUGUGUUGGCCUUGGCGUUACAAAAACAUGGUGGAGUCACAAUUGCUGAAAAGAUGUGGUCGAUAUUCUCUAUUAAAACUCCAGCAGUGCAUGCUAAAAAUUACAGAAACAGACGAAAGUGGAGCAACGACAAGAAAAAGUAAAAAGGUCAUACCAGACAAAACAGCUACAACAGUGGCAGAAGGGAGCAGUGAAGGUAAAGAUAACAGUAUCAUUUUAGUAGAUCCCACUCAAGCAGCAGCAGAGGGAAACAAUGACAACAUAAAUAAAAGUGUCACAAUGGAAGAGCCCAUUGUGACAGCAGAAGAAGAGAGCAGUGACUGUAUCACCACCACCACCACCACCACCACCACAACUGUAGAAUGUCAAGGUGUUGCUAUAAUAUCGAACGCACAGCCAUUAAGUAGUCAAAUGGGGACACACAAGUUAAAGAUAUUCACAUUUGAUGAGUUGCGAAGAGCCACCAUAAACUUCCGUCCAUCAGCCAUGCUUGGAAUUGCAGAUGGUGAGUCGAUCUAUAAAGGGUGGAUGGAUAGGGAUUCAUACACACCAUCAGUAGCUGGAGUAGGGAUAGCUGUCACGAUCAAGAUUGUAAACACAGAUAUUCAAAGUCUCAAAGAGGGGCAGGCAGAAGUGGAAUAUCAGGGAAUGUUCAGUCAUCCCAAUCUUGUUAAACUCUUAGGAUAUUGUUCAGAAGAUGGAAGGCUUCUUCUUGUACAUGAAUACAUACCUAAGAGAAACUUCUUGGACAUUAUUCGCCAAGGCGAAAAACCGCUUACAUGGGAGACGAGGAUCAAAAUAGCCACAGGAGCAGCUCAAGGCCUUGCUUUUUUGCACACUACAAAGAAUAAUGUCAUUUUCAGGGAUUUGAAAUCAUCAAAUAUUUUGUUAGACUGGGAAUUUAAUGCGAAGCUCUCAGAUCUUGGACUGGCAAAAUUAGGUCCUGUCAAUGGAGAGUCUCAUGUCUCAACAAGCAUAAUAGGCACCUACGGUUAUGUGGCUCCUGAGUAUAUAGCAACCGGUCAUUUAUAUGUGAAGAGCGAUGUUUAUAGUUUUGGAGUGGUGAUGCUAGAGAUAAUUACAGGGUUACGUGUACUUGAUGCUAAUCGGCCUUACUCACAACAUAAUUUGGUGGAUUGGGCUACACCUUUUUUAAGAAGUAUAAAAAAACUAAGAAAAAUCAUGGAUCCACGUUUGGAACAAGUUUAUACAUCAAAAGGCGCAAUGAAAGUAGCGAAACUCAUCCUAAAUUGUCUUGAAGAAGAGCCAAUUCAUCGGCCUCCAAUGGAGGAAGUGGUCGCACGUUUAGAAGAGAUCAACACAAUUAAAAUAUAAACUGUAUAUGGAAGUUGAAUGAUAAUACAUGGCAUGGAUAGACUAAUCACCCAUCCGAAUGAUGAUAAAGGUUUCACACUUUAUGUUUUGGUUAUAUAUAGGAUCAAUUUAUGGUAAAAGUGGUCGGCC
Lactuca virosa is the source of this 2021-nucleotide messenger RNA. The record is from the annotation of a GenBank genome assembly. Lineage: Eukaryota; Viridiplantae; Streptophyta; Magnoliopsida; Asterales; Asteraceae.